AUGAACGACAGCGAAAAAAUUGCAAUCGAUUCUGAAGUGAAAUUGAUGAUAAGAAAAAUGUUUAUUCAAGGUUGCGAAAGAAAAUCCCUUUCACAAUUUUUUAUCGAGAUUCGGAAAUCAAAAAGUUCUAGAGGGUUUGAUGUGAAAAACAUUGAAGAAUUCCCCCUGUCAACAAGCAAGUUGAUGCAACAUAUCCUUUAG
Messenger RNA from Clunio marinus, 201 nucleotides. NCBI's taxonomy places the organism in Eukaryota, Metazoa, Arthropoda, Insecta, Diptera, Chironomidae. The record is from the annotation of a GenBank genome assembly.